Pocillopora meandrina is the source of this 10302-nucleotide messenger RNA. NCBI's taxonomy places the organism in Eukaryota, Metazoa, Cnidaria, Anthozoa, Scleractinia, Pocilloporidae. The record is from the annotation of a GenBank genome assembly.
AGCUCAUAACAAAAUGGCGGCGGUGAUUCAACGCCUUUCGAGACAAGCUUUAGUCACCUUCAUGACAAGAGAAACAGCAACGUUUUCUUCGAACUUUGAAACCUUAAAAACAAUGGUAGGUCAGCAAUGAAAAUUGCAAAAUAUCUGAUCACCUUUAGAGGCCGUUGAUGGUCAACAAUAAGCGUACAUGCACUUAAUCACGCACAUCCGGUAAACAUGUACUUUGCCGGUAAAAAUCCUUUCAAAAAUUUAUGUGAGAGAUUUGGAGCUAGAACAACUUUCCUUUCAACCAAUUUUCAAAGCAUGAAAUGAGUUGCAAAAUAUGUUUUGUACUUUUGAUGCAAUGCUAGUUGAGAUGGUUUAAUGUUGACCAUAGAUUUUACGUAUUCGUUUACGUACCGGAACGUAGAAACAUAAGUUUGAUCCAAAUUGUAAACAGUAAAUUUACACGACACGUUAUCAUUCAAGCAUGGUCUGAUAAUUUCUUUGAAACUGCAUUAACAAGCUUCCAAAGCAAGCUAGAGUCAUUAAAGCAACAUGUUGUGGGUUGAAAAUCGUGGGAAUUAUGGAUUAGGUACCAUGUCGCCGACCGUUUUUCCAUGUCAUUUGUGUUCUCUGGCUACAAAUUUAUUUUUCAGGAACGCGAGCGUUUGAAACAAUAUGAAUGUUUCUUCAUAUUGUACCGGAUACAGAUAUGAUCCCUUUUUAGUCUAGAGUAUUUGUUACUUAGCUUAUCGAUGAAUAAAUACGGUACUUAAAAAUAAACAUUUCCUAAUGUUCAUGUAAUCUUUGACAAAAGCUUGUUAGUCUAGUAAUUUUUUGACAACCAAGUUUUAAGAAGUAUGGAUAACUGUAUUUAGUAGAUAGGUCACAAAGUUAAUAGAGAGAAUGGCUUCCUUUAUGGACCAUUAUCUGCUGGAUAACACUAUCUACCCUUCAAAUAACUGGGAUUGGACCUGUAUUCCUUUAUGAGGUUGUUGCUGUUUUUGCCAGUAUAUUAUAUGCUAUCACUGGUUCACCCAAUGUAAACUACAGUCAUGUGAUUACACAUCAUAUCAUCAUUAUAGAUAAAGAUUUUUUUAUUCAGUUCUAAUGAUGCAGUUUAGUAGAGCAAGGUAAUUUGUCAUUAUCAGCUGAGUUGAUAACACAAAUUGCCCACCAUAAGAGUUACAAAGGUGACAUUUUGAGUGUUAGCCCUUCAUCAGCAUAACUCUUAACAGUGGUCAAUCUACAUUAUCAAGUCAUUUGAUAAUGCUAGAUUUCCUUGUUAUACUCUCUCACCAACACAGCACCACAGUUUCUCUAUUAUUAAUAGUUUAGUAAGGCACUUGGCUUCAUCCUCCGGAAACUUUUUUAGUGGUACCUUGAAGCCCAAUGCACAAUAGUCAUCCAGCCCAUGAGGUAUUAUGGUCUUUGAGUCCCUCAGUUGACUUUGAGAGCCAAGUCAUUUGUUGUAAUGAAUAUAAAGCUGAUAACAACUUAGUUUCUUUGGUCACAUGUUUUAAUUAAAUGCAUUUCUUAUAUAGAUCCUAUAAAAAAGUUGUCACUUUCCUUGUUCAUUUAAGAGAGUCAUUCAACUUUUCUUUAUGUACAUUACAGGAAGUUAACAUACUGAUCCUUUACUUCUUUGUUUUUGUUUUUGUUUUUUUUUUUCAGCUUGACUCAAUCACGGCAGAUGACAUCAAGCUUUCUGUUCCAGAUCCUUUAGAACAGAAUAAUGGAAGCUUCACUGAAGCACCAGCAACUCAUGUUUCCAUCUUUGAGUGUCCAUUCUUUUCAUUAGGAGUAUUCAUCUUAAGGAAAGGAUGUUCUAUUCCUCUCCAUGAUCAUCCUGAUAUGUUUGGUUUGUGGUAAGUCAAGUAGCAUCACUGUUUGUUGCAAUUUGCACUCAGCUUGUAAAAAGAAUAAUAACCCUGAGGCUUAACUCUAGUACUUCCAGUGUAACUGCAUUACUGGCAGCACUACUCAGGGCCAAAUUGGCAACUAGAAUGCUUCAUCAUAACCUGACCUAGAGGUAUGGUGAGUUAAAAAUAUUUGCAAAGCUAAAUCCAUGGCAAACUUCCUUGUUAAGUUUGUUUCCAAAAUUCAGCACUUGUAUCUCAAUUGAUGACUAGACGCCAUCUUGGAUUUAGGAGAACUUGAACUUUGUAUAUUAUAUCAUCCAUCCUAGUGUCCACUUUGUGGUACAUAAAAGAUUUUUUCCCAGACUUAAUUUUGGAGGAUCUAUCCAGAACACUGACAGCGGGAAAAAAGGUUUUGUUUGUCUUUAAAAAUGGCGACCAACUUUUUUUCGAAUUGGCUACCACUGUGAAAAAUUUAGGAGCCAAGUGGCUAUCAGGAAAAAAAAUUAAUUUCACGCCCUGCUACUGAAAUGGCUAUCCUUAAUUUUUAAAAUGGAAAACAAAUUAGCCAUACAAUUCAAUCCCUUUAUCAAGUUAAUUAAUUGCAAGAAGUGGGGUCUUUAACAGGGCAGGUGUCAGAAGAGAUGCAUAUAUUACAUCACAUGAGAUCCUGGUAAUCCCCUAGCUUGCAAGAGCUUGUUUUUUUAGUUCUGUGGUAUUGCAUUGGAGUAUAGAAUCAAAAAAUUUGGGGAUCUAUUCUAAGUAGGACCUUCAGAUUUUUUAUUUGUCCUUUGUGACAAGACAGAUUUCAACUUUCCUUCACCAGAACCAUUCUUAACUCUUGACUGAAAAACUGAGGUUUGAGCCUUGGGUGCCUCUUCAUGUUGUGAUCAUGGAAAAGACACUUUCCUACUAGUGUCCUUCUCCUUUCAGGAGUGUUACUGGGUACUAGCAAAAUGUUAUGAAAAUCUGACAAAAUGAGGCAUGGAGUCACUUGCCAAACUUUCAUAAUUUAAUUUAAUGUCAGUAGGUAAAUUUGAUCAGUCCACUUAUACUUGUUCAGUUUAUCAAAUUGCAGUAAUAAAAUAUGGUUACAAUGACUUAUGUGAAACUUAAUUUCUUGUACUGAAAUGCAGGUUUAUGUUUUUGUUUUGAAAUUUCAGCAAAGUGGUGUAUGGGAAAAUAUCGGUGGAUUCAUAUCAAAGCCAGUCUGAGUAUGUACCAACACUUCUGCCCUUUUUCAGUACUGUUGUAUCUGUUGAAGCUUGUUAGGUAGAUUUUUAAAUUCUGCAGUGAUAUAGUUAGAGUGAAUUACAUAUUUAUGCUCACUACAGGACUACACUAAAUGGAAGAACAGAUGGCUUUACAAAACAUCCUCUUCAUACCCGUAAAAGUAUGUAUUAAAGCUCUUAAUGACAUAUUUAAUGCAAUAACUUUGGUUUCUGACAGUGUAUCAGUAGAUAAAGGAAUAUGUGUGUGCCAAAAUAAUGAUGAUCCACUUUGCUGUGAACGUGUUGUCUGAAUCAUAGAGCAUUUCAUUGUCUAAUUUCUGUCAAGUGUUGUAUUUCCACUGACAUGUAUCCUUGGACUCUUUAUAGGAAGGCUCAUAAGAUGCAGGAAGACUGAACAAUCUUUUGAAGAAAGCAGUGGGAGUUGUGUGCUGACACCGACUGUUGGUAACCAUCAUACGAUUCACAAUACUAGGUAAUCCUUGGUAAUCACUCUCCUUUCUUUUUCUCAUCACUUAUCAUAGAAUUGAUUGAUAUUUAUUGUGAAGCUCCUUUGAUAUAUUUGUGUAAAUGUUUGUUUUGAAUGUAUUGUCACAAUAAUUUAAAGAUUACAUGAUUGUAUUCUCAGGGUGAUCCUCCCAUAAGUAAAGAAUGCUUAAGGAUAUGGUAGACCUUUGAGAGCUCAUUUGUUUCACUUUAAAAUUUUUUUUCAUCUCAAACUAACUAUAAUUAUUUUAACUAUAGUUUCCAAGAAAAAAAUUCUCAUAAAAUAUGGAAAUGCACAAAAGUUAUAAACAAAAACAUAUUUCAAAUUCUUUAGCCUGCUAAAGUGUGAAUAGCCAAUUAUAAUUGACUUCCAAAGGGUUUCUUGCAGCAAAACUCCCUGGUCUUUGAAUUUCAAUCAUGUAAACAUUUCCUGAUUUCAGUUGCACAUUGAGAUCUGUGCUUAUGUCUGUGUUUAAAACUAAAAUGUGAGUGACGAAAGAUAAAAAGAAGGAGAGUCCAUAGAUAAAAGUUGAAAAAGAGGCCUGGCUGUCAGCACAAGAAGUGAAGAAAUUCAACACAGAAUGGUGAAAGAAUCUCACUGAAAGGGAUAAAGGCUUAUGGUUUAGGUAAUCUUCGCUGCUCACACUUGAUCAGCAACCAUUAAGUUUUGCCACAGCAUGCUUAAGCUGCUUUAAGCUAGAAAAUUUAAAUAAAGGGUUGAAAUCAAAAUUUGCCAUUCAGCAGAAUUGAACUAAAGUCUGUCACAGGUGACUAUUAGAUAGUUACCUGCAAAAUAGCAGCAGGAGGCUUCUGUGUUUCUAUUGGCAGUUGGCAUUUCAUGUUUUUCAGAGUGUGAACUGGUUCAAAAGAAGGCACAUUCUCAUUAAUUUGUGCCUUAAGGUGUAAACUUUAGGGAUUGCCUCAAAAUUUGGUUUAAAGAUUCCCAAGAUGCCAACCUAAAAACUGAGUGGGGAAAUUCUGAUUCUCAGAACUGAUCUCCCACAAUGGCCUCUGAUGUAAUAUGUAUCAGUAAAAUUUUGACAGAUAAAUUCCAAAGCAACCAAGAAGAAUAUCAAAAUAAUCCCACAUGGUUUUGUAGACCAGCUGCUCAGGAUUUGAAUUUUGCAGAAGUUUCAUUUGUGCAGUCAGAUUUGAUAAUCAAUUAAUUCAAGAUAAAACAGAAUAAUUUUGCCUAAUAGUACAUUUCAUAACUUCUCCAAUGAUAUGUAGUUUCUGGUGGUUAUGCUUCAAAUAGCACAUUAAGAUUUUUUUUUGUGAAGAAUGUCCACAAAGGUCUACAGUAUCCUUAAUGUAGAGUGUCUUUGCAAAACGUUUGCAUCAUUUUCAAAGAGCCAACUUACCUACAUAGCAUUUAGGCCACUUUUCAAGGUGAACUGCUCCAAACCCUCCUUCUUGAGAGGCCACAGCUGUUAAGAUAUUUAUUUUAAACUUUGUAGUCAGAAAUGAUGUUAUGGCUAACAACUAUUCACCAAAGUGGAGGUUUUGUGGCUUGGGAAAUAUCCACUGCUAGUCACUGUCUUGGAGGUUAAUAGUUGUUUAAGUGGAUACUAAAAACUGAGGUAAUAUAGCACAAAGAGAUGACUUUGACUUGAUGGCAAUGUUUGCAAUAUUUUUGGGCACAAACCCUGUGCACCUUACUCAGAGGUGAAUAGCAAAGGAUGUGUGGAGUUUCAGUAUCGAAUCAGAACAUGCCUUCAAUGCUCUCCACUGUUUAGUAUAUACUGAUAUCUUUUAUCCAAAAAUUACAAAAUAUCUUAUCUGUUGAUUGAAGUAAGAUAAUUAUCUGAUUGUAACUAGGAAAGUGAGUUCCAGGCUUGUGAAAUGUUUAUUUAAGGUAAAUAUUUCUUGUUGCACAAUUGGAAACUUUUGUCAGUUACUUAAAAUUGUUUAAUGUAUGGUUCCUCUUUUGUUGCAGUCCAGGACCAUCAGCAUUUGUUGACAUCCUUGGUCCUCCCUAUGCACAAGACAAAGUGAGUAAACAUGAACACAGUAGGGUUAGACUUUUUCUUUUUUGGCUUGAACUAUAAAAAAAGGCUUUGUUGAUAUCUAGGUGCAACAAGUUUAGAUCAGUAAAAUUAAUUCGUAGUGGUUAAUUUUGCUUUAUCGUACUAAGGGGUUAUUUUGGAACUCUUGUGAUGAAUAUCUCUCCCACAUGUUUCUAGUUAAUAAGAGUAAUUGGCAUGCCUCCCCUUACUAGAUAUUCAACAAACUUCCACUCAAAAUAAAAUAAGUUACUCCACAGUUCCCUGCUUUCCCCACAAACAAUGUUGCUUGAAAUAAGUGAGGGUUACUAGUUUUAUCAGGCAACAUUGAAACAAGAGAGAAAAGGAGAAAAAUGAAUGUUAGAAACAAAAAUCAAAAAGUAGUAGAUUGUGUCAAAACUUUUGCCACUCACUGUAACUUUUUUGUUUUUUAAUUCUGAAAGAAUACAAGCUCUUUAAUACUUUUCCUUAUUUGUCCAACAAAUUGGUUGACACUGUCUCUCUCUCCCCCCCCCUUAAACCAGCUUGACUAGGUAAUAGGUACACAAAUUGGUUGCAAAUGUAAAUAAGGGUUUUGCUUUAAAGCCAAAAACCAAAAUGGGGUAAUCUCAACAAUAUUUCAUACAGUUACUAGUGUUGUGGGUGGUUGAAAUUAUGGCCUUGAUUGAAUUUUUAAAAAGGUCUUUCUUGUGUUCAGUUAACUUAUCACUGUCAGUAAGCACAAGAGGACUAAUUUCAAAAUUGUUUUUUGUGCAUGCAUGUACUUUGAAAAACAACUUGAAGGGUUAUUUGAAUGAGGAAGAACAAAAGCUUAUAGAGUGUAUGUGUUGUGUAGGGUCGUGACUGCACAUAUUAUCAAGAGUGUGAUCCUUUACCAUACCUAAACUCCAAUAGGAACAAUCAGGUGAUGUAUCUUACUUUACACAUGCUUCAUCAACUGUUAUUUUUAACAGGAUUCUGAUUGUUUUUCAGAUUCAAUUAUAUGUAGAUUGAUCUUUCUUAGAAUAAAAAAAUUGUUUAACAUAUUUGACUCAGUGUGGACUUGUUCACUCAGUCUUUUGUAACUCAGUGAGAAAACUCAGCCCUGUAAUGCUGGUAUGGAACAAUUUUCUUGAGAUGUGAUUUUGAUGCAGAAAUGCACUUAGUUUUGCCCACAGUUGCAUUGAGCUUGCCAGAUCUACUUUACAUUGAAAAAAAUAAAACAUCCCUCUUAUCAUUUCUCUCCUAAUUUGUUUUUGCAAAUUCACAAAGAUACUGAAAAGGAAUUAUGGUCAAGUUGCUGACAGUUCAAAUCACCAACACCAACUUGCUGACAUAUAAAAUCAAGUAGAGAUAUCAGUGAGUUGGUCUUCAAUCCAACUAAUACAACUUAUUAGAAGUUAAACAUAUAAAAAAGUAAAAGAUCUUUAGCAAACAAAAAACAAAAAAAGCCAAAAACUUGGCUUUCUAGACAAGAUCUUUAGUAAAAACAAUUUUUUUAUUUCCAACAAAGUUUAUUAGGAUCUCAAGGCAAAUAAAGCAAGGUAAACAUCACCAAUGACCAACAAUUAGCUUUAGAUGCAAACAAGGUAUGGUGCGACAUCAACACUGUAAAGACUCUUUAUGUCAAUCAGUCAGAUUUUUAAAAAAAACUUGGCUUUCUAGACAAGAUCUUUAGCAAAUAAAACAAUUUUUUUUCGUCCAACAAAGUUUAUAAGGAUCUCAAGGUGAAUAAAGCAAGGUAAACAUCACCAAUGACCAAUAAUUAGCUUUAAAUGUGAACAAGUUAUUGUGUGACAAUACCACUGUAAAGACUUAUCAUGUCAAUCAGUCAGAGUAAAAAAUAAAAACUUGGCUUUCUAGACAAGAUCUUAAGCCAAAAAAAAAAUUUUUUUUUCAUCGAACAGAGUUUAUAAGAAUCUCAAGGUGAAUAAAGCAAGGUAAACAUCACCAAUGAAAAACAAUGAGCUUUAGACGUGAACAAGUUAUUGUGUGACAAAGACUCGUCAUGUCAAUCAGUCAGAUUAAAAAAAACUUGGCUUUCUAGACAAGAUCUUUAGUAAAAAAAUCUGACUGAUUGACAUGAUGAGUCUUUCCAGUGUUGUUGUCACACAAUAACUUGUUUGCAUGAAACUUGAAACUUUUAUAGUCAUUGGUGAUGUUGACCUUGCUUUAUUCACCAUGAAAUCCUUAUAAACUUAUAUAUUGGAAGGAAAAUUUUUUUUUACUAAAGAUCUUUUAAUUUUCUAUAUGUUUAACUUCUAAUAAGUUGUGCUGAAUUAAAGACCAACUUGCCGAUAUCUCUACUAGAUUUUCUAUGUUGGCAAGUUAGUGUUGGCAAGUUGAACCAUCGGCGACAUGACUGGAUACCCUGAAGAGGAGGCUUUAUUUGAAAGAUAACUUUUGUACAGAGUUUAAGGUAUUGACUUAAGUGGCUACCUUUUUCUCAUCCAGGCUCCACCAAUUGAGACAGAUAGCUCUGAAAGGUAAGAGUUUCUGUUUGCAAAAGUUAAUGAGGUAUAUCUGCAACCCACAGAAGUAUUUCUCAUCAAUUAAUUCUCACAUAGCCUAUAGGGGUGUAGAAUGUAUCUUUUUAAGAAGGAGUUCAAACUUGGUCAUAGACUUAGAAAGUAUGUGAAAGUGACUUAUUAUGAUUGCAAGAAUCAAACUAUUGUGUUCAUCUCUGACAUGGUCUCACAGGUCUUCUCUUCAACAACAGUUGUUCUUGCAGAAAAUGUAACUAUGAAAAAUUAUGUUUCCUGUUUUCAUUUAGAUGGAUAAUUGAAAUACCUCCUCCCCGAGACUUUUACUGUGAUACUCAGGUAAUGUUAUGUAAGUUCCUAUAUUUUCAUUCAACAUGUUUUUGUACUGUAGUUCACAUUCACCCCAUGAUGUUCUGUGAAGAUGGCUUUUUUGUGGGAAUGUCAGUUAAUUUUUACUCUUCAUUCAGUAUUGAAAAUGAAAUCAAACUGAAUCAUUAUUCUGGGAGAAAAUUAGUGACACUUAAACUUUUCACUUUGUCACAUGCUGAAGACUGGGAGUAUAGCAAUCGAAACAUUGCAUUCAUUACACGAUUGAUAUGCCUGACUUUUACAUCGUGAGACAAACAAUUAAACAUUCAUUUAAAAAUAACCCACUUUCCCAGCUCUCCAAUAAGGUAGUUUCUCAGUAAUAAUAAAAGUUUUAUUUUUAUUCCCUUUUUUUCUUCAGCCAUACAGGGGACCACCUGUGAGUCUGCAGUUAAUCUCUGGUCCUUCAGACUUAUAAUUAUACCAUACCCAGUGACAAGUAAGAAGGAUUACAUUUAACGGAUCUGCACUGGAGAAAAAUAUACAUUUAAACAAGUUUGUAUAGUAUAAUAUAAUUAUACAGUUUAUUUAUACAAAAUACAUAGGUUGCUUAUUUACAUUUCUAAGUAGAAGUGUUGCAGUUCUGAAUUGCAAAAGGUCCUUCAUCUAUAAUUUUUUAUGCACUUCAAACUUUCAGCAUCUAUUGAAUUCAUAAAUUAUUUUAGCUUGACAAGACACGAAGGUGUUGACAAAAUUGACUUGUGCUACCCAAAAAAAAAAUCAUUAUAAGAUUCAUUUAAAAUUACUGGGCUGAUAACUCAAAGUCACAACUAUGUUUUGGUUUUUUGUUUAAACAUGUAAUGUAAGUCACCAAUUCAAAGAUUUGAAGGCAGGAGAAAUUGUCAAAAUUGAUGUGCUGCUAGUACCAAAGGAACUAGCUAUGGGGAAGUCUUGUCAUCUAUACUUCACCUAACAUUUAUCAAAGUUAGUCAUACUUUUUUUUUUAUUAAGCCUGUUAUUUAGCAAGUAGAUCCUUUCUGCAGUGUGCAUGUUUGGUUACUGUAAUAGAUCAGAGAUGUCAAAGUGUGGAAAGAACCAAAAAAGUGGUGCAUGAGGAACAGACAAGUGUCACCUGUGUUUUUACCACAUUUUGUUGUCUUCUGAGAUAUAUUACUAAAGCCUUUACACCCUAACAUCAGUAUGCAUAUUCUCUAUUCUGUUCUCUGUACAUUUCCUAAUGCGCUGGCAAGGAAAAUUUGUUUAACAAUCAAGAGGUUCUUUAGUUGAUUAUCAUUUCCUUUAUUCUCAUGACCUUAAUGUUUGAUUCAGGGAUAAUAUUGAAAGGAGAAAUUAGAUGCUAGUCACUCUCAGGGAUUAAAGGGUUAACAUACACACCACAACAAGGAAUCAAAUUGUUAUAUAUUGUAAAAAAAAGAUAUUUUAUCAAUGGUAGCAUCAUUUAUGGGUCUGUCUUCCAACAGAUCAAUAGCAAGAACCUAACAAAGUGCGUAUAUAAUGUAGCUUGUUAAAUGAAUACAUUUACGUCAUAGAUGUCCAGUGAUAUUCACAAAGUUGGGUUGUGAACAUCUUUUAAAGCCAAACUUUCACUUUUUAUUUUGUGAAAUUUGAAGUUGGAGAAUUGACUUGGAAGGCUUUUUGUUGUGUGUGUAGGUAUAUGAAGUGAUUUUCCAGUUUCAGGGUUUUGUUUGUUAACAGAGUGUUGGUAGUAGCAGGAAGGCUGACCUUGCAGUAAUUUCACCCUGGUCUGCUUGUACCAAUUGAUAAGGCUCUCUAACUGUAUGCCAUAAACAGGUUGUGAUAAGUUAGUGUAACAUAACGAUUGAGUGUAAAAGGCACGUGUAAAAUUUACAUAAUUUGAUCAAAAGGAGAGUAAACUUUCCAGAUACUUUCCUAACUGUCAAUUUAGGUCGGCUUCUUGUGUGCAACCAUAAGUUCCAAAGAAAUAAAUGUAACC